Alternaria postmessia is the source of this 1919-nucleotide messenger RNA. RefSeq lists its product as uncharacterized. The record is from RefSeq and is a predicted model, not a curated record. NCBI's taxonomy places the organism in Eukaryota, Fungi, Ascomycota, Dothideomycetes, Pleosporales, Pleosporaceae. The annotation marks the transcript as partial. The transcript is spliced from 2 exons.
GCACCUGCGAAGAUGACAUAAAGCACUCCCCGAAGAGACAAUGUCGGAGUGAAUUCCAGACGCUCACUGAAGCUCCCAGCGAUUUCUCCAACAACUACUCUGCGGAAUUCUUGGAAACCAGUCCACAAUCAUCGUCGUCGCUUUUUCCAGUUCAGUCUGCAUAUCCAGACAUACCCGACACACGCCUACCGGAUAGCAACGAGAUUGCGGUAGUCCAUGAAGUUCCACCCUAUAACUUGUAUGUCUCAGGCCCCACAUACAGAGAUUCGAAUGGACAGUACGGCCUCACAGUACCCUACCAGCCUCCGCCAGCUUCCCAGCGGAGCUACGACUAUGCAGACUAUCUGCAUCACUACCAUCCGGAUGAGCAACCUAUGAGUGUGCUAAGACUACCUGUACCUCAAGUUCCGCCCGAUCAAGGACAAUAUUACCCUUUGCACCCUUCGAUUGCUACAAACUCUCAACUGCAUGAACAGCCAAUAGAGGAGAGGCUUGUAUUGGCCCUAACUGCAGCAGGCUAUGGCCAAGAUGUUCCGGCUUCCAUACCUGCUGAGCAAGCCGCUUGGGAAGAUGUUUACGCUAGGCAAAACAUAUGGCUUUCUAGAGCGGAAGCAGACCUCCAAGGUCAUACUAUCGAAGUUGUUCCUGGUAUUCCCACAGAGCAAGGCGCCCUAGGAAGUUCUGCUGGCAUCAAUCAUGAUCUGAUUCCCACUGAGGUGUGGUCUUUGCGCUCCCUUUCGCCUUUGUUACGCUAUAGCGCGUACCGUAUGAUGACUGAGGAAGCACGUGAAAUGGUCAGGUACAACCAGGCUAGCGAAGAGUUUCAGAGACGUUGGGCGUGGAUUCUGAAUCUUCAAGCAUUUUUGCUGCAGAAAGAGAAAGAGUGGGUGGGUUCAUUCCAACACAUUGUCGAUACACAUAGACGGCGGUGUUGGGACCAGAAAGUGGAAGAGCAAGCCAUUGAGACCCCUGUCAACCAGGCGAUGAUUGAUGCGUUCGAGCAAUCAAAGAUGAGGGCUUGCGGUGCGCCGCUUGUCGGUAUGACUUUGGACGACGAGACGCCACAGGUGCCUCCUUCUGAGUCAGUGCCCGUAACGGAGCAGCCGGCUACAAGGAACAACAACACAAAAAAGGUUGAGAGCCCCAUAUCUCAUUCCGAUAUACCGUCGAUACUGCCAGAGAAGCCACCUAAGCCAGACACGAUCAAGCAUCCUUUGGACAAGGUCACGGUUCCAUCGUACCCUUUGGACAAAAUCAGCGACUUCACUCCAAACGAAGAAGGUAUAUACCAAUGCAUGCACCGUUUUGAAAGGAAGUGGCCUUGCUGCAAAAAUGGGCUGGAUGAACAUAAAAUGAAGCAAGCGAUCUAUAGGAGUAUCAGUACGUGGAAGUCACAAGUUGAGCGCCUGAUCGAGAACGGCGAUUUGCAUCGGAGUCAUAUGACGUGGCCAACACAUCAGAAUCAGGCGUUGAAACGAGCUCAUAUCGCUGCAGAAAGACAGCGAGCAGAAAUAGGAUCAGGAAAUGGAGAAGCAGAAACGGAGCGAAGUGGCAAAGGGAAGAAGAAGCAGGAACAGGGAAGUUCGACGGAUAACACAACAAAGGUAAGCCAGGAGAAGAACAAGCAACUAGAGCAGAGUAAGAAAUGGCUUAACUGGCCACGCUUUAAGGAGUGGUGGGCAGCAAGGCUUUCUCAGGCCAAAUUUUUGCAGCUUUCACAGGACCAGAAGAUUGUCUUGAAGCGUCCUGAACCAUCUAGCAUUGCGGACGAAGAGGCAGCGUUUGUAGAGAAGAUCAAGGAAUCACUGCCGCUUGAUGCACAAGGGCCAGUCGAUACGGAAGAAAAUACUGAGCUAGACAGUUCAGACCUGGAUGGGUUGUUUGAUGAUGGUGAUGAAACGAAUCUCCAGGAGACAUAG